Fomitiporia mediterranea MF3/22 is the source of this 162-nucleotide messenger RNA. RefSeq lists its product as uncharacterized. The record is from RefSeq and is a predicted model, not a curated record. NCBI's taxonomy places the organism in Eukaryota, Fungi, Basidiomycota, Agaricomycetes, Hymenochaetales, Hymenochaetaceae. The coding region runs from base 1 to 162 and encodes 53 amino acids. The transcript has 3 exons.
AUGAUCGUUCGGACUUUGUUUCUUACCUUCUAUCCGGUUGUCCCGCGCUGCCCUGGUCAAGCUCACACUUCGCUGCUAUUCCGGUCUUCUGUUAAUGCGAGCACGAAAUCGAUGUCAGAUAACUGUGAGGCAGGCAUUACGUCAUUGGCAUUCAACGAGUGA